This is a messenger RNA of Schistosoma spindalis, 7030 nucleotides long. NCBI's taxonomy places the organism in Eukaryota, Metazoa, Platyhelminthes, Trematoda, Strigeidida, Schistosomatidae. The record is from the annotation of a GenBank genome assembly.
CGUCAAGGUCUCUUGCACCUCUCAAUUGGAGUAGUAUUUGAUUUGUAGGUCAAAGGCUUAUAAAUUGUAAGGAUAUUAAAGCUUCAGAUAAUUGCAACCUGCGGUUCGCUGCUUAUGUAUAAGCACAAUUACAGAUGUCUAUCUCACUCAAUUCAUUAGGAAUUAUUUUGGGGCAAUAGGAAAUCAAACAAACUUUAUCUGUGCCCGGUGAUUCUUGAUUAUCUUUUGACAUUUUCAUACGUCUAAAACCAAACCAGGUCAUCUAAAUAUUAUUCAGAAUUGCUGAUAAUGGCUGAUAUUUCGGCCGCUAUGGAAAGGUCGUUUAUAUCCAUGUUUGUACAUCAGACCUUUGUUCCAUAAUGACAAGUCCUCUGAUUAGUUUAUUUCGUCUAUUGUCAAUUCUUCCACUUGCCUAUAAAUAUCAAUAUCUUUGUACCUCUUUGUUAGUUCCAUUUAGUCUGACAAUUUGCCAAACAAUAAGUCAGCACUGAAAUAAUGUCUGUUAGUGUUAACAAUAUCUGGUAGACAUCUGGAUAUUUGGAAUUAGUAUGGCUAGAUCUCCACAACAAAGGCAAACUAAAUAAAUGUUAGUACAUAAACACAAAUUCCAUCUGCUGAUACACUUCAAAGUGACACAAAAAUGGAAAUUAGCAAAUGCGAACACAAUUUACUAACAAUAUAUCAUUGUUCGACCUAACGACUGGCCUUUCACUAUCAUCGGUGAAAAAAUUCAUUAUGGAAUAUUUUUGCAAUAUUUCUGGAGCCGCCUUGGGGAUCACUGACUAGUUUUUUCUUAUAGGACAAGCCAUUUUUAUUCACCAAGGCUUUUGUUGCGUCCUUAAUAUUCUAGAAAAUAGAUUUUAACUAUUUAGAACCGGUACAAAUGAACAUGUUCCAAAGUCUCUCUGCAUCCAAAAAGUUUUUAAAUCUUUUUUGUUAUCUGUUGAGAUCAUUUUUUGGGUUUAUUUGGGCUUAAUAAUUGUAUAAGAGAUGGGCGUCACGAAGCUAAAUCUACCGUUAGAUUCAAUUCAUGACUCUGGUUUAAGAGCUAGUACGAUCCGACUAUUUCUUUGACAUAGUACACUCACUGUUGGUGUUUUCUCGCUCCAAAUUUUAGAUAAGCUGGACAUGAUCAUAAACUAUGUCACAGGCUGUUAAUAUGAAUGGUAAACUACAUGAUCGCUUUUGACAAAUUCGUGAUGGAUCUGGAUACAUCAUAGUAACCACAUUGCUGAAAUUCUGUGUUUACAAUUGUUAUUUAUUUGAACACAAACAUUGGUACAAGGGGGCACCAAAUACAUAUGAGCCACACAAUAACAAUGAAGCCAGUAGUCAUUAUCAUUGAUUUGUGUGAGGGCUGUGAUACUGCUCGGGUGCAUGGGGCCCUUGAUAUAAAGGUCUAAUGUACAAAGCAGGGGCAGCGUUAGGGGAUGAAGUUCAAUGGUAGCCGGUGACCAACAGUAGGUUCAUACUCUAUUUGUUCCUUUAGGACCCUGAAGUUUAUAUGUACCACUGGUUUGGAAUCAGGGUUUACUAACUUCGCUAGAUGGAUCCUCUGUGUCCACUGACUAAGGUCAUUCUAUGAUAAAUAAAACUACAUAAAGUUACUGAAUCGAAUGUAAGGUUGAACUGGAGUCGAUUUGGUAGACAACACUCGUCACUGAGAGAAGGCAGUGAGUAGAACUUCCGUGGGAGUGGCUUUAUACGUGUGGCCAUGUGUGAGCAUUUGUAGAGGGAGAGUGAACUCUCCCCACUCUCGACCGUAUCAGGGCACUUAGUGGCAAUGAUCAUUAAGUAUCUGAAAAGCGAAUGUUAGCUUUAUUACAAGUAAUUUUAAUGCAUCUUGGAUAUUAAGUUUAUUUCUAUAUGACAUUUCUUCUCAAAAUAUUCUUGCUCUCAGUCCUCCUCAUAAUUUGCUUUAUCAGUAAAAUUUCCACAAAUGCACACCUAUGUAUUAGAAUUUGUUCACUUUUGGAGCAGCAUCUCUGAACCGAGUUGUUUUUAUCUUGCUAUACUUGGCCACUAAGACUAAUAUUGUUAGCUAUUUUCACUAUUAAAUGAAGACUUCGCCAGUGGUUAAUAAGUUUAUAUUUUUAGGCAUCAAAUUAUCGGAGCUUACUUAAAAUAUUCCCAUUUCGGCAAGUGGUUAUUAAAUCGGCGUGGUUCUUCUAGUUGUUUGAUAUGCCUACUGAUUCUCUAUCAGAAAACGAAAUGUCGGUUCAUAGCUCUGUCGUUUUUAGUUUUUCAGAUCAGGUGACCUAGUGUAUGUAUCACUUAAAUAUAAGUCAUUGUGCAUAAAUUUGUAAAUCAAUCCCCAGAAGCUUGUUCAAAUCCGUUAUUAGCUUUAUAGAAGUUCCACCCAACCAAAUAUGACUCAGUCAUCAUACUUAAUGGCCUUUAUUCGGAGUCUCAUGGAAAAUAGCUCCAUGGACAUCCGAGAAAAGAAGAGACGUCAACUCGAAAAAGAUUUCACAGAAACAGGAGCGGUGCUUAACAUAUGUCUCACUGAAAAGUUUGGUGAUGUGAAUAAGAUUUUGAACACUUAUGGAAUUGUUUCACAGCGUGUUAGGGAUAACAAGACGUCUGUCGCUAAAAUACAAAGGGAUCUUGUCGAGUGUAAAAGUUUGCUAUAUUGCAACAGGGAAGAACUAAGGAGACUGUGGCUGGAACUCGUUGAGCAGAGAAGAUGCUUAGAGCUGGUAGAUCAGUUAGAUCGUCUACGUUCUACCCCAGAUGCGUUGGGGUAUUUAGUAACCGCUCGUGCGUGGUCUGAAGCCACUUCCUUAAUGAUCAACUCGAAUUAUAUGCUUGAUUCAGAAAUUGCCUCAAUACCCGCGGUUCAAACACUGAAAACUGACCUGGCACAUAAAAACAAGUUUCUUAUUGAUGAACUGAGAAAAGAACUGAACCGUUUGCUCUAUGAUAAACCGUUUAUUUUGGCUUUGGAUAUGCAUAUCAGAAAUCCUUCACGAGAUAAAUCAGUUCGCUUUCAUUCUGAUUUACAAAAUGUCAAUUCACUGAAUAAAGCUGCUGUUACACAUUUUGUUAGUUUACCAUUAUCUGAUUGGUAUAAUGCAUCAGUCAGUGAACCGGUAGUUGAUGCGAAUCUAUAUAAAGAACCUAGAACAGUGGCCACAGUGAUUGCACGAUCUACAGUAACAGCUUCACAUCAUGAAGAUGACUCAGUUGAUUCUCAACAACAUCAACACAAUAGUGCCUUAUCUCAUUCUGAUUGGAUACGUGAAAUUGUAGCUGUAACACAUUGUCUUAUACGCUUGCAAAAAUUACCACAGUAUCUAGGUGAUUGGCGUCCUCAAUCGUAUAUUUCGCAAAUAGCUGGAACUGGUCAUGUGUUUACAGCACCACUGAUUCUAGGACAAGGUUUAAUUGGUGAAAUUCAUCGUUCAAUUGUUUUGAAAUUAAGUAAAACAAUUGAAAACAGAGCAAUUGCUCAAAAUGAUACUGUCCCAUUGUCAGAAAUUAAUUCACCUAGAUAUUUGAUCAAAUUAUUGGAAUUAGUAUUUGAUGCUUUAUUUAUGCAAGCUAGAGCAUGUCUUCUUGUUUUACGUACCUUGAAUGGAGCUAAACAGAAACAUGUCAGGUUUUCAACAGAAUUACAAGGUUUAACUACUCAUUAUAUCUGGUCUUGUGUGCAAUAUGAAGUUUAUUGUAUUUUAUUAACACAUUUAAAUAAUAUUUCACCAAGCGAAUUAAAUGAAUUAUCACUUUCAUCAAAUAAAAAUGGUUUGCUUAAAUUACAAGCACGAACUGGUAGAAACAGUAUUGUUAGUGGAGGGGAUAUUACACCAGGAAGCGAUAAUUCCAGUGCUUCAUUAGAUCUGACAAAAGUGGAUUUAAAUGCAUUAAUGGGUCGUAAACGUAUUGGAGCAUUUAAUUUUCCAUCAAUAACUACAAGUUCAAGUAAUAGUAACAGUACUGCUGCUUCUUCUACUACCACUGCUGCCAAUACUAUUAAUGCUAAUUCUACCAUUACUACUCCUGGAAAUACUACUAAUACACGAGAUUCUCAGUCUGUUAUUGGCACAAUCUCAGGAAAUGUUACGUCGAACCAUAUUGGUAAUAUUGGAAGUGGAAACUUCAUUACUAAUACAACUGCUGCUACUAAUCAAGGUCAAAGUAAUGCGCCAUUAUUUAGCUUUUCUAAUUCAUCACAUUAUCUUGGAAUAUCUACAUAUUUAUCAGAAAGUCGUGCAAUGUCAGGUUUACCAGGUGUUGAGACUCAAUCUGGACAAAAUCUCACAGAGAAAUCAGCUCCAAUUUACCCGUUAGCUUGUCGACCAUCUGGUGAUAAUAUAUUAAGUGUAUACAAAAUGGUUAUGGAAUUCAUUGAAGCUGUUGAAUGGGAAAUGAUCAAAUAUACUGAAUUUUCUGAUCUACAUUCUGUGUCCUCUACUCCUUCUGAUACAGGCAAUGAUUACCGUCAACAAUGUCAAUUACGUACAUUACUCAAAAGUUUCAUUGAAACUAUUUAUCUACCUGGAAAACUUUCUUCUUUACGUAAUAAACUUCAGAAAUCACUUAAUUCGCCAGACGUUUUAACAUCUGUUGUAUCUCAACAAACUGAACGUGAACUGAAUCUUAAUAGACCGAUUCUUUUAAUCGUUUACGUCGUGGAUCAGUGUUUAAAUGAAGUAAGAAAAAUGUGUAUCGCUUUACCAGAAUUUGCAAGUGGUUGUCUACACAUUGGUCUAACAAUUUUAGAAGAUUUUAUCACUGCUAUAUGGAGGAUUUAUAAAAAUAUAGGUGAACUUGAAACAGGUCUUGCUUUGCCAAGUUCUGAAUGGUCAAAAGAUGAUGAUGUUAGUCGAUUUUGGAAAAAAUUCCCAUCAUGGCAACGUAUGGCUACACAUGAAGCACGUUUAUUAGCUAAUAAUACAAUAAUGGAGAAAUCAUUGGCUAAGAAAAAAACACACGAAACAAAUUAUAAUCAUGAUAAUAAAAUAAUGAAUACAAAUUCAUUUAAUGAUAUACAAAUAAAACGAUUAGAAGAAAAAGAAGAAAUUGAAAAAUUAAAUUCUAAAGAGAAAAUAAAUGAAAGUGAUACAAUUAUUAAACCAGUUUGUGCAAUUGCUUUAGGCUUAUAUAAUAAUGAUACAAUUGGUUGUAAUAAUAUUAAUAUACCAAGUAUAAUACCAUUUGCUAAUGGAUUAAAUAAUAAUUCCGAUAAUAUAGAUGAUGCAGAGAGAGGUUUAGAAUAUAUGCGUUUACAUGGAAUAAUUCAUGAACGUGAAGCGACAAGAUUAGCUGUUGCUGAAACUGACCAAUUAAUUCAUAUGAUAAGACAUGAACUACCCGAAUGUGAGAAAAAAUCUGAUCAAAUUUUACCUACAUUACGAAAUAUUCAAUUAAUUAAAGCAUUGGGUCGAUUAACUGAAUCAUUGUGUUGGCUCUGUUAUCGUGUACUGAAUUUAGACACAUGGACUCAAGGUUCAAAAAAAUAUCAAAUAAAAUCUUCUGUAUCUAUUAAUAUUAAUAGAAGCGAAUCAGUAGUUGAUGGAAUACGUACAUCUUCUGAUUAUUAUUAUAAUUCGUUUGUUUCUUAUGCAAAAGAAUUAAAUCGUUUCUCAGAAGCAUGUCUUUUAAUGACUUAUUUAGAAGUAAGAAUACAGGCAUAUAACUAUUUCGGUACAUUACCUGAUGGUGUUACCUAUUGGUGUCCAUUAGACGAUGUUGAUGUUGAUAAAUAUGUGACAGAUUUUCUUGGAUAUAUUGAACAAGUUAAAGAUUUAUCGAUACAUACAUUUAGUCGGCAUAAAUUUCGAUUUAUUUUCGAUGGUCUUGGUGAUUUCAUUUCACAAUUGUUAUUACGUUUAAUUCCACAAAUUGAAAGAAUGAAUUCAAAUGGUAAUAAGAAAAUGUGUCGAAAUGUUUAUCGAUUACAACAAGCAUUGGCAACUUUAACUGAAACACAUGAAUCUGAUUUAAUUCGAGUGAAACAAUUAUAUGAAUUGUUCUUUUUAACACCUGAAGCAGUUGUGAAUCGUUUAAUGGAACAUGGUAUUGCAUUUGAUCAUGCAGUAUAUGCUAAUCUCUUUCAUUUAUAUCAACGUAGUCAUUCAACAUAUGCAUAUUCGAAAAUACAAAGUUGUAUUGCUAGACUAGCUACUGUUACACAUAGUGGACAAAUUUAAAAGAAAAAAAAAAAGAAGUUCCACGUUCUAUCUCAUAUUGAAUACAAAAAAAUCCGUUGAAUUCACAUUCUCUUGUUGACUGUUUACAAAGAAUAAAAAUAAUUUACUUUUUUUUAUGAUUAAUUAACUUUUAUUUUUUUUAAAAUUUUUCUUUUUGUAAUCAGUUUUCUUUUCUUUAAUGGUUCUUGUUGUAUGUAUAAACAUCAAAUAUUUCUUUUAAUAUUCUGUUCAACUUAAUGUAUAACCAGAUAUUUAAACAUGCAUAGUGUUUACCAAGGGUUGGCACUUGUCAAUAUAAUGUGUCUGGAAUGUUUUUUUUUAUUAAAAAAAUUAAUGAUAUCAAUGUAAUUUAAAUCGGAGUUCAUCAGUGGCAGUAUCAGAGAUGUUACUAUUAGUGUCCCCGGAUCAUAAACGACUGUGAAAAUGAAAUGGUCACUUUAACUGAUCAUGUAUUUCUAAUUAGUCGCAUAUUUGUUGGUUGCUAAUGAAAAUGAAACAUGAACACUAUUUUAACUGACUUGAUAUGGAUGAUAACGUGGUUAGAGAUUAUAAUUGCCAAUAGCCCUUGGAACUAGAUUAUGUUAGUUAUCACUCAUUAGCAAGGCAAUAUAUACAUUUUACACUGACAAAUGACCUACCGGUUUAUGUAAAUCAACCUCAAAGGGACGUGUAUCUAAGUUAGAAUAGUUCAUGAUUACUUCUGUGUAAUUGGUUUAAACGUCGUUGAAGGAUAAUUAACUAUUUUCUAGCUGCAAUCCUACAAUAGAUGCCAAAUGCAACUCCGAAAAUUUUCGCUUUUUCACAACUCUAUUCAAUAGUUUCAUGUACACACUUCAUUUUACUAAAAUAGUGUUGUUUGCUAAUUUUUAUAGCUAGAC